GGGUAGGACUUCCUUGCUGUUGCUAAGACACUCUUGUUUUGCUUCUUGACAACCCUGGCGGGGGCGAGCUAGCAGCGGUCCGGGCUCCAGCCCCCGCGGGAGCAGCACCCUGUGGGGAGAGAGAUUUUCUGUUCCCGCCAAGCUGGCAGGGCCUGCUUCCUGAAGCGCCCGCCCGUGUCUUCCUCGCCAGCCCCGGCAGCCCCGGGAAGCCCGCCGUCUCCUCCGCGGCCACAGUGGAGGGAUCAUGGGCGAGGUGGAGGGGAAGAAGGACGAGGCUGACUAUAAGCGACUGCAGACCUUCCCUCUGGUCAGGCACUCGGACAUGCCGGAGGAGAUGCGGGUGGAGACCAUGGAGCUGUGUGUCACGGCCUGUGAGAAAUUCUCCAACAACAACGAGAGCGCCGCCAAGAUGAUCAAGGAGACCAUGGACAAGAAGUUCGGCUCCUCCUGGCACGUGGUGAUCGGCGAAGGCUUCGGCUUCGAGAUCACGCACGAGGUGAAGAACCUCCUCUACCUGUACUUCGGGGGCACCCUGGCCGUGUGCGUCUGGAAGUGCUCCUGACACCGCCCCGCCCCCCGGCCCCCGGCCCCCGCCCCCGCCCGCAGGGCCUGUCCCUGCCCCUUGUCGUCGUCAUCAUCGGGCUGGGGGCAGCCCCAAGCAGGCCCUCGGCUCCCGAAGGAGGAGAGCUUGGGGUCUUCCUUUCAUCCCGUGUGCCCGUGUCCUGAGCCGUGCCUGGCGUGUGAACUUGCUGAUGCCUCUCCCCCAGGCUCCCUGCCACCCCCUCCGAGUCCAGGGUGCACGGGGUGGCGGGCAGUGGUCUCCGUGC
Phyllostomus discolor (pale spear-nosed bat) is the source of this 827-nucleotide messenger RNA. It is a transcript of the gene DNAL4, whose product is annotated as dynein axonemal light chain 4. Gene Ontology annotation, biological process: microtubule-based process. Lineage: Eukaryota; Metazoa; Chordata; Mammalia; Chiroptera; Phyllostomidae. The record is from RefSeq and is a predicted model, not a curated record. Gene Ontology annotation, cellular component: dynein complex. Gene Ontology annotation, molecular function: dynein intermediate chain binding; dynein light intermediate chain binding. Bases 245 to 562 code for a protein of 105 amino acids. The transcript has 4 exons.